AUGGCAGUAGACAUUAGAAGAUGGGUAACUUGUGGCCAUGAAGAAGAAAAAGAAGGUCCCACCAUGGCUAGAAUAACACAGCGACUGGACAAGCAGUCUGAGGCACAGCUCUUUGAGUUCUUUACAGGCCACGUGAAGUUCAGUUUGCUCCACAAGGCCAGUGUCCAUGGGUUCAGUGUCAGCCAAAUACAGGAGAAGUGUGCCAAGCAAGGUCACAUCAUGCUGGUAGCCUACCAGGCGAAUGACAUCAUUGUGGGGGUCUACAGCAGCAAGGGGCUGGUGGAUUCCUCAUACACUGGAUACCUCGGUCCUUUGCUGCCCUUCCCCUGGCAAGAGCUUAUCUGGACUACACAGAAGAGGAGUCAAAUGAGGGACAGCAUCGUCUCCUACAAGCCACCCACCAACUUGGUCACCAAGACGCGUGUGCUUCUUGUGGGUCUGGUGGGGGCAGGCAAGUCCAGCUUCAUCAGCUCCAUCUACUCUGUACUGGAAGGCGCUGUUACCUGUCAGACGAUAGUCGGCACGGAGAAGGCUCAGAGUUUCACCACAAAGUUUACAUCAUACAACAUCAAAGCUGUCCGAGGUGGAGAGGCGACCUCUUUAGUUUUGUGCGACAUGAUGGGGAUGGGAGAUGCGGAAGUGCAGGGCGUGAAUGUGAAGGAUGUGCUGGAGGUGAUCAAGGGACACGUACCAGAGAGGUACAAGUUCAAUCCAUCAAAAGCCAUUUCUCAGGACUCCACAGGCUACGUCAGUGAACCAACAUUGAAACAUAAAAUUGCUUGCGUGGUUUUUGUGUUCAGCGCCAAAGACUUGAAUGGCUACUCUAAAACUCUCCUGGAUAACCUGAAGGAGCUGCAGCUGCAUAUCAGAGACCUUGGUGUCCCACUUGUUGCCGUUUUGACUCACACCGAUGAAGUCUGCCAUGUCGUUGACCAAAAUGCAAGUAUGAUGUACUUUAGCAGUCACGUCCAGGACAAGGUGCACACUGUUGUUAAUCUGUUCGGCCUGCCCUUGUCCUGCAUCUUCCCAGUGAAAAACUACUCAUCCAAGCUGAUGUUGGACUGCAACACUGACAUCCUCAUCUUCAACGCUCUGGAGUUCAUCCUGCGAUACACUGACUUGUUUUAUGAGGACUGUGAGGUCUUCAUGGCUGAUAAGUCAUAAGAGCUUAAGAUGAUGACUCCCUGUCGACUGCUGAUUGAUCAGACACUUUUAUUUGUGAACUGUCUGAACAAGUCCAUAAUAAAUCAUGACACGCUCCCACAAGGGUGUCAUUCUCAAGGUGCCCAUUCCAAGCCUACUAACAAAGUUCAUUGCAUUUUUCAUUCCAACAAACGUCACUUGCAACCCACUCUAUAACCUAAUAAUGGAAAUCAUAAAUACAAAAAAAAAGAUAGGAAAUAAAAAUGACUGAUAGAACAAGGACUAAUCCCAUUGGAACCCACUGACUGUCACACUGGUGGUAUGAUGGCAAGGGUCUAAAAUUCGGGUAACUGUGAGGACAGUGAUGCCUCUUAAUUGCUGUUAGUAGAAUUUUUAUUUUUUUAACUUUACACCAUUUGUUUUUCUCUUAUUUAGCUACCCUAAUGAGGGCAGACCACCAGAAUGUAUAAUGGAUCUAUCUAUCUAUCUAUCUAUCUAUCUAUCUAUCUAUCUAUCUAUCUAUCUAUCUAUCUAUCUAUCUAUCUAUCGAUCGAUCGAUCGAUCUAUCGAUCGAUCUAUCU
Messenger RNA from Erpetoichthys calabaricus (reedfish), 1724 nucleotides. RefSeq names its product interferon-induced protein 44-like. Lineage: Eukaryota; Metazoa; Chordata; Cladistia; Polypteriformes; Polypteridae. The record is from RefSeq and is a predicted model, not a curated record. The transcript has 8 exons. The coding region runs from base 1 to 1164 and encodes 387 amino acids.